Mucor mucedo is the source of this 2616-nucleotide messenger RNA. RefSeq lists its product as uncharacterized. Bases 1 to 2616 code for a protein of 871 amino acids. Gene Ontology annotation, cellular component: cell tip; microtubule cytoskeleton. Lineage: Eukaryota; Fungi; Mucoromycota; Mucoromycetes; Mucorales; Mucoraceae. The record is from RefSeq and is a predicted model, not a curated record. Gene Ontology annotation, biological process: establishment or maintenance of actin cytoskeleton polarity. The transcript is spliced from 5 exons. Gene Ontology annotation, molecular function: protein binding.
AUGUCUACAGCUAAAGACGCACGACGCCUGACAGGCUACACAGAUAAUUCACAACCCCUUUAUGACGAUGAUAUGGAAGAUUACCAACAUUACAACCACAUUGAAGACGAUGUAUAUGAUGAAUAUGAUGAAGAUUUAGAUGAUGUUCUUGGCAACAGCAAUAAGCAAGAUGACGAUGAAGAAGACGACGACACAGGAUCCGAAUUAAGCAUUCCCGAUCCCAACAUUGACUUUGAUAUGGUAUAUGCGCUUCAUACCUUCGCCGCCACUGUGGAAGGACAAGCCUCAGUAGUGCGCGGUGAUGCAUUGACAUUACUGGAUGACAGCAACUCGUAUUGGUGGCUUGUUAAAGUACUAAAGACGGCUGAAGUAGGAUACAUUCCUGCAGAAAAUAUUGAGACUCCUCAUGAAAGAUUGGCUCGUUUAAAUUCUCAUCGUAAUAUCGAACUUACAAGAAAAGAUAUUCAAGAUGCUUUCCCCACACCUCCUUCCAAUAAAGUAAAAAAGACCAAGCGUGUGACGCUUGCUAAAGGCGUUCAAUUUCAAUCUCAAAUUAUCUUUGGUUCAAGUGAUGAUGAGGAUGACUUUUUUGAAUCUCAAUUUGAACAGUGGGACGAAAGAAUGCAGUCUGAUCUUUCUGAUAUGUCUGAUGAUUCAGACGUUGAUAGUGAAGAUCCUUACGAUUAUUACGAUCAUGCCACUGCCACUACAAAUGCUAGACAAUCUUAUUCCGAGCAGUCCGAUAACCUGUAUGCUUCCUAUACCGAUAAACAAGACGAUUACUAUACCGAAGCUCGCCUCAGUGGCGAUUCAGACAUUCUCAAUGAUCGAGAGCCUAGCAACAGAGAUACACUAAAUUUAGAUGAAGAGACCAUCAAAAUCUCAUUGACUCCCUCCAUUGCUCGAGACGACCAUCGUUCAUCAGAUAGUAGCAUCACUGGCAAAUUAAAAAAAGCCGCAAAGCUAGAUCAAUUAUUACGUUCAUCAUCUCCUGAAGAACCUCAGCAAGAACGCAGAGGAUCAAAAGACAGCAAUAGCAAGAAGGAAAAAUCCGGCAUUCGUAAAUUUUUCAGUCGUAGCAAUAGUAAAAGUAAGAGCGCUAAUACGUUGGAAAGACAAUCUUCGGGUGGAUCACAAUAUGAGACAGCUUCUAUUAGCUCACAAUCUACUGGAAUUGUCUCAGUUCUGGACCGUGAUAGAUCUGGUAGCUUAGAUUCUACCAUCCAACAACAGGGUACCGAAUUGAAAAUUCAUGCUGGUAAUAUCAAUCAUUUCGUAAACACCAGUGGGUUGAUGCAAUCCUACAAAUACGUCACUGCCUAUCCUUCCACUACGGCUACAGAUUUGAUUCAUAUGGCAUUGACUGAUCAGGAACAAUUACAACAACAAGAUAUGACAUACCAUGAUUUUUAUCUGAUCGUCCGAACAUUGGGUGGAGAUGAAUGUACACUUGUCCCUUCCGAUAAACCAUUAGAGAUCUUCCAUUCAUUAACAGCUCAUUUAAAUACACCAAUGCCAUCCUUGAAGAAAGCACGACGUAUCUCUCAGUUGAUGGGCAGUGAUAACGGAACACAUAUGGGACGACCCAGUAAAGAAUUGGCUAACGAAGACGAAGUUCAAUUUUAUUUGCUUUCUAAAACAAAACGAAUUGAUGAUGGUGAGAUUCAAAUUAAGGUCUCAUUAUUUCCUUCUCAACUACAACAACAAGCAUCGGACGACGUGACUAAAAGAGUAGACAAACUUGUAAAGAUUCCUUCCAGUAUUUUAAUUAAAGAUGCAGUGACGCUUUUGCUGGAGAAAUUCCAUAUUUUAAACGGUGUGGUAGCUGGACCUCAGACAGAGGAUGACAUUAAAUCACUUCGAUUGUCUGAGCAAGAUAUUCUUAAAUACCAUCUUGCAGUGAAUAAGAAUGGACAAGAAUAUUUACUUGAUUUAGAAGAAAAAUUAUUGAAUGUGUUUGAGGAUGAUCAAAUUCCUAAUAUUCAUUAUCGCCGCAACAGUAAUCCUGACCGAACUUCAAUCACAGUGAAUAUCACACCUCCCGAAAAGGAUGAGAUUUUCUUCAUUUUGAAAUGUGUUGAGUCUAAAAAGAAGGAAGACGUGGAAGACUCACGACAUCAUCGUCCUCAUCAUCAUCAUCUUGUUCGACAAGAUACACCCAUGCCUCGUCAAGAGACUACGCCUACGGACGGAUUUAAAUACGACCGAGCCCCAUCUUUACCACAAUAUCAGCCUCAGGUGAUUUUGGCGGAAGAAAUUAAUCGAGAAUUAAGUGGCAGCCCCAUUGAAUUAUCUAGUUCACCGCCUAGUGAAAAUAUCUUGUCCCAAUUAGACGAGGCUAUUGAUACCCUUAAUAAAUCCACAACACAGCCACAGCGUGUAAGACCUGAAUCGUCGGAAUCCAUGUUAUAUUGCAACGACUUUGGUAUGAAUGACCUCAUGGUCAUGAUUCGUGGUGCAGCAAGUGCGCAAGAAAAGAAACUCACAGGUAGAAAUUCCAACCGACCUAUUCGUUCUGAAAUUAGUGAAGUAUUUAAAGAUAGUCAUACUCGAUUAGAUCAAUUAGAAAAGGAAUUAGAUCGUCUCAUGUCUGAAGCCGUCAAAGUUUAUCAUUAA